Molecule: messenger RNA, 1691 nt
Organism: Bursaphelenchus xylophilus (pine wood nematode)
Lineage: Eukaryota; Metazoa; Nematoda; Chromadorea; Rhabditida; Aphelenchoididae
Source: the annotation of a GenBank genome assembly
AUGCCCCGCAGAGAUGCCUGUUUCCCCGCGCGAUUUUGUUUUCGGGAAGGAGAAGAUGGGCGCACAAUUUUUCUGCUCUUCUUUACCCACUUGAAUGCAAUUCUCUCUCUCCGAAAAGACCCACAUUUCUGUGUAAGUUCUCUGCACUUGGAAACCGCCACCAUUAGGGCGUUUGGACCGUUUCUUUGGCAGUUGUGGGGUUCGUGGGCCUUUGGGAUGGCGGCUCGAAAAUUUAUCCUUGUUUCAACGGAGGCUUUAUGGGAAGGCUCCUUGGUCGUUACAAAGAAGUUCUAGGUUGUUUUCCCCAAUUUUCAUUAGUGAUGAAACAUGUUAUUUUGAUGUUUACUACGUGCUUUUUCCGUGUUUAAUGUCGUGUAUAGAGCUCGAGUAAAACGCGACUGUUUUUAUUCCAUUUUGCUUUCAGUUUGACCAAACUUUCUUCGUUUUCAAUACAACAAUGGGCACCAGAGUCUACGUCGGCCACAUCCCAUACGAAGCUCGCGAACGUGAUGUUGAGCACUUCUUCGAUGGUUAUGGAAAGGUCCGCGACAUCUUGAUGAAGCGUGGGUACUGCUUCGUGGAACUGUCUGACCCCAGAGAUGCUGAUGACGCGGUUUAUGAUCUGAAUGGAAAGUCAAUGCUUGGAAUGAAGUAAGUUUGUUUCUAUAUUGUUUGUUGCUGUUUAGAGAAAGGAUUUCAAAAGCAAAAUAAUUGCAGUUUUCCUGACUUAUGGUAUCUAUUUUCAGAGUCAUUGUCGAGAUUGCCAAGGGAAAGCCAAGAGGAGGAUAUGGAGGUGGCCCUGGCGGACGCAGAGGGCGCUCUCGAUCCCGCUCUCCCCGUCGUUCUUAUGGACGCGGUGGACGUCGUUCUCGCUCCCGAUCUCCUCGUCGUUCAUCUCGCCGUUCCGUGUCCCGAUCUCCCCGUCGUGACUCCAGAUCCCCCGACAGAAAGGACUCUCGCUCUCCCCGCAAGGACUCCAGAUCACCAAAGAGAGAUUCGAGAUCCGCCUCACCGGUGAAGCGGGACAGAUCAGCCUCUAGAUCGGCUUCUCCAAUCAAGAGAGACAGAAGAUCGACAUCUGGCUCUCCCCGAAAUGGACGUUCGGCUUCUCCAGCCAAACAAGACAGAAGAUCGGCGUCUGGGUCUCCCCGAAAUGGACGUUCAGCUUCAAGAUCCGUCUCCCGUGGAAGGUCCCCAUCCGGGUCGCCAAGACGAAACGGCUCAGACCGCUCGGCCUCUCGUUCUCCAUCUCGCUAAGGCUGGUGGGUAAGUUUGCUCCAAGUCUCCUGUUUUUUUCUGACUUUAUGUCUUGUCCACAACUCCAUUUACAAUAAUAUUUUCUUCUUGCUGUUAUUGUUUUGUGUCCCGAAAACGUUCGAAACUUUGGUCUCUAAUCUCAUUUUUUGUGGUUAACCUUCCGUUUUCUCGCGCUUCUCCUGGAGUUGUAAUAGAAAACUAAAUUAUUCACCAAACAAUUGUUACUCUCCGACGGAUGUCUCUUAAUGGAUUUUUUUCUUAUUGUCAAGGUUAAUUUUACAAAAAUACAGUUAUUUUCCACCAUUUUUUAUUUUCUUUUUGAUUGAAAUAUUUUACUAAAGUACGGAUGUUUUAGUACGUUUCUGAGCCCAGAAGGCCUAGAACAUGAGGCCAGUACCGCAAGCCGGCAUGCCACGCCCUCCUCCGCCCCGUAA